Messenger RNA from Nymphalis io (European peacock), 433 nucleotides. Its product is annotated as tubulin polymerization-promoting protein homolog. The record is from RefSeq and is a predicted model, not a curated record. Gene Ontology annotation, molecular function: tubulin binding. NCBI's taxonomy places the organism in Eukaryota, Metazoa, Arthropoda, Insecta, Lepidoptera, Nymphalidae. The transcript has 2 exons. Bases 59 to 433 code for a protein of 124 amino acids. Gene Ontology annotation, biological process: microtubule polymerization.
UUUGGGGUUGAUUUUCGAACUCAAACAUCAUCUGAGUUAAGUUUUAAGAAUAGUUAUAAUGGGUGAAGAAGAACAAGCUUCACUUGAUGGACAAUUUUUUGAAUUUGCGAAGAUGAUGGACAAGAAAAGAGAUGGAACUACAAUCACUCUGUAUAAUUCAGAUUUCUGGAUGAGGCAGUGCAAGCUCUUAGACGAUAGGAAAAUAACGAUGACCGAUACUGGGAUAUUGUUUAAUAAAUUCAGUAAGUCCGAACUGAAUUGGGAUGAAUGGAAUGAAUUCCUCACAGAAUUGUGUGAAAUGAAAGACCUGGACGAAGAGAAAGUUCGAGACACACUAACUAACUGUGGUCUUCCGGGACAGUCGCCUGUUGUUAUUCCGCAAUACAGGGAUUUCUUUUUGACCUACAAGCCUAAAGAAAAGACGCCGUUCUAA